Molecule: messenger RNA, 3691 nt
Organism: Jatropha curcas
Lineage: Eukaryota; Viridiplantae; Streptophyta; Magnoliopsida; Malpighiales; Euphorbiaceae
Product: Tetratricopeptide repeat (TPR)-like superfamily protein
Molecular function (GO): protein binding
Source: RefSeq, a predicted model, not a curated record
UAAGAAUUUGAGAGAUUUAAACAGUGCGUUUUGCAAGGGGCGUGUUCUUUUCAACUUUACAAACCGUUUGCUAGUCAUGCGCUUCUUCUAUUUCUUCCUCAAUGAGACCUGUUGCAGCCGAGUUAGCAACUCGGAUAAGCCAAGCUCUGAUCUCCGCGUCAAAUAACACAAUCCCAACUCGGUCAUGGACGCCAUCACUCGAACCAAUUCUACACAAAUUCGGUUGCCGAGGCUCAUUGAGUCCAUCACUGGUGGCCCAAGUAAUCGACCCGUGCCUUUUGACUCACCAUUCUCUCGCUCUCGGUUUCUUCAAUUGGGCCUCACAGCAACCUGGAUUUGCUCACACAUCGAUCACCUACCAAUCAAUCCUCAAAUCUCUCUCCCUUUCUCGUCAAUUCAAUUCCAUCGAGUCUGUCUUAAAACAAGCUAAAGCCCAGAAAUUGUCUCUCGAUUCUUCAACUCAUCGCUUUGUUAUUAAUUCUUUAAUCAAAGGGAAGAAGAUCCAGAAUGCUUUUUUAGUUUUUGGGGAGGUUAAAUCUCAAAUUUUAGAUAUUGGGUCUCAGACGUGUAACUUGCUUUUAGCUAAUCUGGCUUCUAAUGGGUGUUUUGAUAAUGCGUUAAAGGUGUUUGAUGAAAUGUCUAUGCGUGGUGUUGCUUUUAGCACUGUUGGGUUAGGCGUGUUUAUAUGGAGGUUUUGUAGGGAGGCUGAUUUGGGUAAAGUUAUGAGUAUGUUAGAUCAAGUUAAAAGGGGCAGUUCGAUCAUUAAUGGGUCUAUUAUUGCAGUUUUGAUUGUUCAUGGGCUUUGUCAGGCUUCCAGGGUAAGUGAGGCUUUGUGGGUAUUGAAUGAAUUGAGGAUUAGAGACUGUAAACCAGAUUUUAUGGCAUAUAGAGUCGUGGCUGAAGCUUUUAGAUUACAAGGGAGUACGGCUGAUGUGAAUAAGAUUUUGAAGAUGAAGAGAAAGCUAGGGGUGGCACCAAGGAGUAAUGAUUAUAAAGAAUUCAUUUUGAGUUUGAUUAUGGAGAGAUUGACAUAUGAAGCUAAAGAAUUAGGUGAAAUCAUUGUGCAUGGUAAUUUCCCUAUUGAAGUUGAUGUGUUGAAUGCAUUGAUAGGGUCAGUUUCAAGUAUUGAUCCUUGUUCUGCUAUGUCGUUUUUCCAUUUCACUAUUGGAAAAGGGAUUUUACCUACUCUUUUAACUUUGAGCAACUUGAGCAGAAAUUUAUUUAGGCAAGGAAAGAUUGAUGAAAUACUAGAGGUGUACCGUGUCUUGUGUUCAAAUGAUUAUUUCUCCAAUACAGAGUGCUAUAAUGUUAUAUUCUCAAUCUCUUGCAAGGCUGGGAGAGUAAGAGAGGCUUAUGGGAUUCUUCAGGAGAUGAAGAAGAAAGGGUUCUACCCAGACAUUUCAAUGUAUAAUUCUUUAAUUGAAGCAUGUUGUAGAGAAGACUUGUUGCGUCCAGCUAAGAAGCUCUGGGAUGAGAUGUUUGUAAUUGGAUGUGGAGUGAAUAUAAAGACAUACAAUAUUCUUAUUGCAAAAUUCUGUGAAAUAGCUGAAGUUGAAGAGGCUUUGAGGCUCUUUAAACACCUGUUGGAGAAAGGGAUGGCACCUGAUUCUACGACUUACACAUCCCUCAUCAAAGGGCUUUGCCAAGAAACUAUGUUUGAUGCUGCUAUUGAAAUAUUCAAUAAAUCAAUUAAACAGGAUUUAAAGUUGGCACAGAGUACCUUAAGCACAUUCAUUUUAAAUCUGUGCAAAAAAGGUCAAUUUCUUUUGGCUUCUCAGUUGCUGUGCAGCCUCCCUGAUGGCGUAGGAAAUUCAGACUCCCACGUUGUUUUGCUGAAAUGUUUGGCAGAUGCUGAUGAGGUUCCACUUGCUAUUGAACAUGUGAAACAAGUUCGUGGUUUGUCACCUUCAAUGUUGCAAGUUAUAUAUACUGAGCUUUUGGCCUUGCUUUCUUCUUCUUCCAAACCAGAAACUAUCUCAUGCUUGCUUCAAUCACUGUGUGAACUAGAAUUGUAAUUGACAAUGCUGCUUCUGAGGAUGUCGUUAUUCGGGUUGAUAGCGUCAACAAGCAUGGUAUACUUCUUGAAGUUGUACAAGUGCUUACUGUCAUGAAUCUUGUAAUAACAAAAGCAUACAUAUCGUAGAUGGGGGGAUGGUUCAUGGAUGUUGAUUUAAUCUUUCACAUUAUGAAUAGGACAUGAUUUUGGAGGAGUCUUUGCUUGUUUCUCAUUUUUUUCCUCUCAGUAUUUCUCAAUGUUUAAUGUUCCUAACCAAGAUGGUAACAAAAUCAGAGACGAGGAAGUCAUCAGUUAUAUGCAAAGAGUAAGGAUUUUCCUACUGUUGUUGCUUGUCAUGUUUUUCAAUUGAUGGUUUGAUUUCUGAGAUGAGAGUAAAAGUAAUAGAACACAGAUUUAGGCUUCUUUUCUUUUCUCUUCGCCACACUUUCACAGCAAAAGAUACCAAGGAUAUGUCAUUUAACAACGCCAAUAAUAGUAAGCUAAAUCCUUGGAUGGCUUAGAUUUUUAAGGCAAGUUAAAUUUCCAUGUUUUGGUCUAGAACUGACAGCCUUCAUUAAUUUCCCUUGUAUUAGAAAGUUUCCUUUAUAUUUUUGAACGCUUGGAUAAGCCUAAAAAGUCAUUCUUUACUGUUUUUAUAAUGUUUCCCUUUUCUUUUCAAAUUUCAAGUAAUCAUCAUCUAAAAAAAAUGCAAAUUUCAUUUACAGCACACCUAGAAUCCUCCUCGAGUCAUCUAUUGCAAUGGUCUAUUUUCUCAUGCAUUUACAAUGUCAGAAAGGUUUAUCGUUUGAUCCAUUUUUUUCCUGUUAAUUUUGGAUCCUGCAGAGACUUGAAAGCAAUGCAUGCUUUGCUCCCUCAUUGAGGGGGUCCGUUGGGGUGACGCCAUCUGAAGAACGUACCACAAUAGAAAUUACCUGUACUGCCAGGCCGGUAUUAUUACUUGAAGUAUGUGCAGUUUUGACAGACCUUCACUGCACUGUGUUAAAUGCCAGGGCUGCAGCUGUAGUUACUUAAGUUUGUCCUAAAGGUGAAUUUCUUAUCUGCUAAUCAUAAAAGUUCCCUGACAACUAAUCAAUAUCUGCAUGUGGUUGUUAUUUAGGAUGAUGCUUUCAGAAAAGCAAUUUCGAUCUCAGACACUUGAUUUAGAAGAUUCAGUCACAGUUGGCACUCUGUAUUGACAUAUGAUACUUGGUCAUUAUAUGGAUUUGAGCUAGAAUUAUGCACUGAAGAUCAUCGUAUUGGACUCCCACCAUACAUUUACCUGGAUAUUCAGAGAAAACAGUUUAUGUAUCAAGAGAGCAGAAAUCUGAACGAAAGGCGAUAAAGUCAAAGAUACAUUUUAUGUGACAGACAUUACCGGUAGUCCAGUUGACCCGAAGAUUAUCGACUCAUUUGUCAACAGAUUUAUGCAGAAAUCUGUUAAGCUUAUCGUUUUGUUCCAGCGGUUUCUCAAAUAUGUUACAGUAGAACUAAUGCGAGAUGAAAGUUGUUAGUUAUGCCUUGUAUUAUUACAAAUAAGUGGUAUGAGAGUCAAGCUUACUCACUUGUUUAGAUGGAGUGAUUUUAUUGAAAAAAAAAAAAUUUUGGAUGGCAAAUAAGGCGGAAUGCAACUUUUCCUCCAGGAAGUAAAAUUGAAGUAUUUAUAAUUUGACUCAAUGCCUAUUUUCUAUUAUUUUA